Molecule: messenger RNA, 3064 nt
Organism: Osmerus eperlanus (European smelt)
Lineage: Eukaryota; Metazoa; Chordata; Actinopteri; Osmeriformes; Osmeridae
Gene: cab39
Product: calcium binding protein 39
Exons: 9
Coding region: 263-1288 (341 amino acids)
Biological process (GO): intracellular signal transduction
Molecular function (GO): protein serine/threonine kinase activator activity
Source: RefSeq, a predicted model, not a curated record
CAGUCAUCACACGCAAGAGGCGCUGGCUAGGAAACUGACGUUAGCCUGAAGUUAGUCACCCUCCCAGCUAGCAAGAGAGGCUGUCGUAUAACAUAACAUUUCUAACAAGGGGAGGCGACAAAUAAGGAAAACAAAGAAGUUGUUUCGUCCGUUUGAACAUCUUGAUUGUACUUCACCAUCAAGUCAACUACGUGGACACAGAAAAUAUAGAGUUUGAGAGGUGGACCACUCACUGCAUUGUUGCUCCUGGUAACCGGUAACCAUGCCAUUCCCAUUUGGCAAGUCCCACAAGUCACCGGCGGACAUCGUGAAGAACCUCAAGGACAACAUGGUGGUGCUGGAGAAACAUGACCUCUCUGACAAGAAGGCUGAGAAGGCCUCAGAGGAGGUGUCGAGGAGCCUGGUGCUGAUGAAGGAGGUGCUGUACGGUACCAGCGACAAGGAGCCCCAGACGGAGGCUGUGGCCCAGCUGGCCCAGGAGCUGUACAACAGCGGUCUGCUCAGCUCCCUCAUAGCACAUCUGCAGCUCAUAGACUUCGAGGGUAAGAAGGAUGUGGCUCAGAUCUUCAACAACAUCCUGAGACGGCAGAUCGGCACACGCACGCCCACGGUGGAGUACCUUUGCACCCAGCAGAACAUCCUCUUCAUGCUGCUGAAGGGGUACGAGGCGCCGGAGAUCGCGCUGAACUGUGGCAUCAUGCUGAGGGAGUGCAUCCGCCACGAGCCGCUGGCCAAGAUCACGCUCUCCUCAGAGCAGUUCUACGACUUCUUCAGAUACGUGGAGAUGUCCACUUUUGACAUCGCAUCGGACGCUUUUGCCACUUUCAAAGAUCUACUGACGAGACACAAACUCAUGAGUGCAGAGUUCCUGGAGCAGCACUAUGACCGGUUCUUCAGCGAAUAUGAGAAGUUGCUUCACUCUGAGAACUACGUUACUAAAAGGCAAUCUCUGAAGUUGCUGGGAGAACUUCUCCUGGACCGACAUAACUUCACCAUCAUGACGAAAUACAUCAGCAGACCAGACAACCUGAAGCUCAUGAUGAACCUGCUGAGAGACAAGAGCCGCAACAUACAGUUUGAGGCGUUCCAUGUCUUCAAGGUGUUCGUAGCCAACCCCAACAAGACCCAGCCCAUCCUGGACAUUCUCCUGAAGAACCAGAACAAGCUCAUCGAGUUCCUCGGAAAGUUCCAGAACGACAGAACGGAGGACGAACAGUUCAAUGAUGAAAAGACCUACCUGGUCAAACAGAUCAGAGACCUGAAGAGACCUGCACCCCUGAACGCCUGAUUGGGGGCGGGGGGCUGUGGGGGACAUCUCACCCUAAGGGCUGGCGGGGGGCUGUGGGGGACAUCUCACCCAUGAGCAGAAGACGUUUUAGUUGAAGGAACAUUUGAGGAAACAAACUAAAACAUUGUCCCUUGGAUGGCCCCAGCCCCUCUGCUGUUAAAUCCACGUUUUCACUUUUAGUUUUCUUUCAUUUUUAGCUGUCCAGUUUACUUUCAGCAAGACAGAACAAGACAAAUUAUAUAUGCUGUUGCUUUCUUGCACAUUGAUGAAUGGAAGGUAUCCCUCAACAAAAACGACAAAAGUUAAACUACUUUGAACGAUAGACAGAAUCCUUUUGUGCUGUGAAAACUCUUACAGCAUAAACUUGUUAUUGAAAGGAACUAGCAUUGAGAUGUGUCAGGUGUAUGGUUGUACUGGUCCAGGUGUAUGACUGUAUAAAGGGCUGGUUUAGAUGUAUGACUGUAUACAGGGCUGGUUUAGAUGUAUGACUAUACAUGGCUUGUUUAGAUGUAUGGCUGUAUACAGGGCUGGUUUAGAUGUAUGGCUAUACACAGGGCUGGUUUAGAUGUAUGGCUGUACUGGUCCAGGUGUAUGGGUGUAUACUGACCUGGUCCAGGUGUAUGGCUGUAUACAGGCCUGGUCCAGGUGUAUGGCUGUUCUGGUCCAGUUAACCUCCAGACUGCAGGUCCAGUGCCAGCUCACACCCACCAUUCAUCUGGUCGAGCGAUGGGUGAGUUUAGAGAGGGGCUGUUCCUGGAGCCUUGUAGCUCCUCUAUGCUCCGUGUCAGAGGAGAACGGGGAUACAUAGGGUCUGAUUGGGUGCAUUGUGUUCUGAGACAGGGUAAACAUGUACAUAUGGCGUUUGUUUUGCUUUGUAGAUUAUUUUUGGUUUUGUUGUUGAACUUUUGACAUUUGAAUAUAUAUGGAUUACAUUGAACAUCAAAUUUUGGGGUUAAUCUAAUCAAUCUUAUUUUUAGAUUGAUGGAAGGGGGAUGAAUUGAUCAAUGAUCAUUUGCGUUUCAUUUUACUGAUGAGAAACUUUUCUUUGUACAUGACAUCUAACCUUUAAGACAAAAAAUAAGUUUUACAGUGGUGGAACGUCAAGCCGGUAGUCUAUAUCUGAUAUUAGCAUUUUUUGUUCAGGUAGAUUUGUGAAUCUUCUACAAACUGCUAAAAGCAUGUGAUGGUCUUGUGUGGCAGGGGAGGGAUGCAAACCCAGCAGGAAGCUGGCGUGUCUGCAGUGUGGGGAUGCUCUGGUAGCUAGCUGGAGAACGCAGCUGGUAUGGCUUCUCCUCUAACACUUGUACUUCUUCUAUGGUUGACCUGGUGUGUGGGAGUGUUGCGUGGCAACCAGGUAACUACAGGGGCCAGUGUGUCCUAAACUAUCUACUUGGUACAUUCAUUGGUUCUUUCGUUUCCACUACCAUUUCUCCUUAAAUUUAAGCCUUUUUUUAAAUUCCAGUACAAAUAUCAAUGUGCUUGAACCAUCGAGUUCUGACAUCCGUAAAUAAAUAAGCUGUUAGCCAUCAGUCUAACAAAUAAUAAACGGACCUACAAUGCAAAAGGCCCACAUUUCCUCACCGCAGUUAGAAAUGGCAUGUUGCUCGACCAGCUGCAUGUUAUACGCUUUAAAGGAUGUUGUCCUGGAAUCUUUUUAAAAGUUUUGAUUUACGGCUGAAAUUUUACUCCCACUCCAGCGCUGUCAGAAGUGUCAAAAAGACUUGGGCUCUACAGUCUGAAACUGAAAUAAAGGAAAAAACAUUUGGAACAAAGGAA